AUGGCGUCGUUGCGUGAGCUAACUAAAAUCGAACGUGGACUCGUUGAUUCCCUAUCUAACCUUGAAUUAUUUGUGGAGACAUAUGAUGACGAGAAAGAUAAAAUCAAAAUUAGUACUCGUUUGGAUCGAUUAGAAGCCGUUUUCUCAGAAUAUCGAAAAAAUCGUGCAAAAAUUGAGACACGUCAGGAGCAAGAGUUAAGCCUUACUACCGAACCGGCAGACGCCAAGGAAAGACAAGUGCAAUUAGAGGUUGAAGCUUCGAACAAAAAAUCACGUGUCGAGUUCGAGAAUAGAUAUUUCGAUGUUAAAGAUUUUCUCUCUGCUCGGCAUGUACAACCGACUGCUGCAGCCAUACCCUCUCUUCCUCAUCCGCUCGGCCAACCCAUUACUUCCCGAAUUCAUCUGCCAGUAUUCAAAAUCCCUUCCUUUGACGGUAGUGUUAAAGAUUGGUUGAGUUUUCGAGAUUCUUUUCAAAGCAUGAUUGAUAAGGAUCCUUCUCUCACGGCGGUCGAUAAGUUCCAUUAUCUUCUAACGGUGCUAUCUAAAGAUGCUAAGACGCUUGUAGAGUCUAUUGAAGUAACGACUACAAAUUAUGAAGUGGCUUGGACAAUGUUAAAAGAUCGAUUUGAAAAUCGGAAGAUUAUUACUCGUACGCUCAUGGACGGAUUUCUAGACACAGAUCCAAUGAAAAAAGAAUCUUAUGACGGGUUAGUGAUGCUCAUCGACUUGUACGAACGUAAUUUACUUCAGUUGAAAAAGUUAGGACUCGUUACUGAUGGUUGGUCACAUCUUCUGGCACAUUUACUAUAUAAACGUUUGGAUUCCGAGACUCAGCGACAUUGGGAACGAUCUCACAAAUCUCGCGAAGCACCCAAAUACCAGGAACUGUUAAAAUUUCUUCGCGAACAUCUUACAACUCUCCAACCACUGACUCUCACCAAAAUUCGAGGACCGGAUCAACGUCAUGAGUCUUCGAAUUUUGGUGAGAGUCAGUGGUUGGAGAGUUGUAAGAUGUUCGCGAAGAAAUUUUAA
This is a messenger RNA of Malaya genurostris, 1032 nucleotides long. RefSeq lists its product as uncharacterized. The record is from RefSeq and is a predicted model, not a curated record. The transcript has a single exon. Bases 1 to 1032 code for a protein of 343 amino acids. NCBI's taxonomy places the organism in Eukaryota, Metazoa, Arthropoda, Insecta, Diptera, Culicidae.